AUGUUAAUACUAAAAUAUUUCUACUGGAUUGAUAAAAAUUGGCAACAACAUCAUGCACUUCUUCGAUGUAAACACUUCGAAGAGCAAAGUAAAAAUGCCAUCAAUUUAUGGAAUGAAAUUGAAUCGAUUUUCAAUGAAUUUGAUUUAAUUAUUGGAGACACACCGAUUACAACGGACGAGGGUGCUAAUGUUAAAGCUUCCUUAAAAGAUGAAAUACGUUUGCCUUGUAUGGCCCAUCGUUGUUCAACAGCUUUAGAAAUGGCAUGGGAAGCUACAACAAAAAAGAAUUCUGAAUUUGAUCAAUUGGUUAACAAUAUAUCAUCUCUUCGAUCUUUUAUAGCUCAUAGUGGUGGAAUUCAAGCUUCUCUUCCAAAAACAAUCAAGAAAAACAGUGCUACUCGUCCAUGGCGAUCAUAUUAUAUUGUUAAUGAAAGUGGUAAGUCUAUUUUUGUUAAUAAUAUUUCUUCUUGUGUAUUUGCCUGGAAAACCAUUUACUUAGAAGCAUUAUUAUAG
Molecule: messenger RNA, 513 nt
Organism: Rotaria sp. Silwood2
Lineage: Eukaryota; Metazoa; Rotifera; Eurotatoria; Philodinida; Philodinidae
Source: the annotation of a GenBank genome assembly